Caretta caretta (loggerhead turtle) is the source of this 2271-nucleotide messenger RNA. Its product is annotated as plasmanylethanolamine desaturase 1-like. NCBI's taxonomy places the organism in Eukaryota, Metazoa, Chordata, Testudines, Cheloniidae. Gene Ontology annotation, molecular function: oxidoreductase activity. The record is from RefSeq and is a predicted model, not a curated record.
CUGCGCCGGGCUGGGCGCUCCCCGCCCGGGCUGCCGCCUUCUCAGGUGCGCUCGCCUCUCGCUUUGCUCCGCGGCGCCGCCGCCGCCGCCGCCUGCCCGGAGCCCCGCUCUCCGGCGGAGCGGGGAGCAUGGCGGCGAGCUGGAGAUCGAGCACCGCUCCAUGGCCGAGGAGGACCCCAACGGCAAGCAGCACCGGGCGGGGGCCCGCAGCGCGCCGGGGCCCGCCGGCUGGCCCGGCUCCGCUCGCCCGGUAAACGGUUGCAAGAAUGGAUUUCUGUUAUCCUUUGCAUCAUCUUGGUCACAGUUGACUUUCUGCUCCUGUUAAUCCAUUUUUCAGCAAAUCAUCUUUAUAAAAUAAUAGCAGGUAUAGUUGCUGGAAUUAUUACAGCUGAUUUUGCCUCAGGCAUGGUUCACUGGGGAGCUGAUACCUGGGGUUCCGUUGAUAUCCCUGUCAUUGGCGAGGCAUUUAUCAGGCCAUUUAGAGAGCAUCAUAUUGAUCCAACAGCAAUAACCAGACAUGACUUCAUUGAGACCAAUGGAGAUAACUGUUUGAUAAGCAUAAUUCCACUGGCCUUCAUGUUCUAUAAAUUCCUUUCUCAAACACCAGAAUAUAUACAUGAGACAUAUGCUUGGGAGUGCUUUAUGUUUGCACUAGCUAUUUUUGUCACAGUGACUAAUCAGAUUCAUAAGUGGUCCCAUUCCUACUUUGGGCUGCCUCUAUGGGUCACAGUUUUGCAAGAUCUGCACAUCAUUUUACCGAGGAACCACCACAGAAUCCAUCACGUAGCACCCCACAAAACCUAUUUUUGCAUCACUGCAGGCUGGCUAAAUUACCCAUUGGACAGAAUAGGAUUUUGGAGGAAAAUGAAAAAUAUCAUAGAAGCAUUAACAGGUCAGAAACCUCAAACUGAUGAUUUACAUGCAAUAAAGCACUCUUAAAGGAAAAAAAAAAAAGAACUACUAUGUCAUCUACAGAAAACAAGCAUCUCUUUAGCACCAUGGAUUUUAACCUCUGGCACAAUGAGUUUAUGAAAACUUUGAAACUCUGCAGAGCAUUGCUUGCAAUGUCACACAAAAAUUUGAUGAUUUGCCAGCUUGGAUAUCCUAAGGAGUUGAAAUACAAUGGUAUUUGGAACAUACAAUAAUUGAAUGUAAUUGCUAAUCUUGAUUGGUUUUAAGAGACUAUUAUGCCUGAUGUUGUAUUUAUUAGGACUUCUGUAUCCUAUUACUGUACUUGGGUGGAUACUCACAAUGCAUCUGACUUCAUAAAUGCACCCAGAAAAAAAAGAUAUGUUAAUUAACAUGAAGUACCUUUUGGCUUCAGUGCAAGUAAGAUACAUAAAUUGGCUUUGUGCCAUUGUAUGCUGAAGAGUUUGUAUUGUUUAAUUUGCAUGAUGCAAUGCUUCAGUAUAGGGCUAAAAAGUAAUUUGACUAGAUCUUUAUUUUUAAACAGCCGAAUUUUAAACUUCUGUGUUUUGGUCAUGAUUUUUAAACUGAGAUUCCAUUUGCCACAGUUUUGCAACCCACAAUGAUUUGUUCACUCAAUUUUUCCCUUUAAUCCGUUCAUUCAUUUAUUUUCCUGCAGGUAUAAAAUGUGGAGGCAAUCUACUGUAGGUACAAAAUUGCACCAAAAGAAAUGAAGCUCAGAUUAUCGUUCAUGCUCUUCAUAGUCUCAAGUGAUCGCCGAAUCUUUUUCAGCUGAAUGACAAGAGAGAAAUUGCACUACCCUUAACAAGUUCGUUUUCUACAAUUAUGUCAGCAGUCUAUGUACAUUUAGGGAGAAGAGUUGAACCAUUGCAAAAUUAUAUGACUCACUGGAGAGGUUAAAUCUUUUAUCUUAUUUCAUAGAGAUUUGUACCACGAACUGCCUGGACGUUUAAGGGAAAUAAAUAUCUUAUUUUCUUUCUCCAUACCUGAAAUGACUCCCUGUCAUUGGAGACCCUCAAGGUCUUAGCUCUUUUGUUGUCCAGCCAGUCCAUUACACCACUAUCCAUGGCCUUCCAGCUUGUUUCAGCCAUUUUUUAUCUUGUAGGCUGUGGGGGAGCCCCCUAGUGUGCUUUCAGAAGUAAUUGAGCCUGCCACUGCAAAGAGAUUAACUGCAAAUGGCUCACGUUAUUGCCCUACAUUUUAUAAUAAACUCAGCAAUUCUAUGUAAAGACACCUACUGCUGGCCUAUGUUAAUGAGGAUGCAGAAUGUGGAUACAGAACUGUGAGGUAAUAAUGUGGGUUUUCUUCCAUAAUGCCUUUGAAUGGUGUCCUGGCAACCAGAAU